Molecule: messenger RNA, 1503 nt
Organism: Hydra vulgaris (swiftwater hydra)
Lineage: Eukaryota; Metazoa; Cnidaria; Hydrozoa; Anthoathecata; Hydridae
Product: activating transcription factor 7-interacting protein 2
Biological process (GO): regulation of DNA-templated transcription
Cellular component (GO): nucleus; transcription regulator complex
Molecular function (GO): protein binding; transcription coregulator activity
Source: RefSeq, a predicted model, not a curated record
AUUGUAAGUUUGUUUUUGAUUAAGACUAAAUUCAACGACAACGGGCAUUUAAGUUUUGUAUACUACUUGUUAAAUUACGUUUGUUGACGAUCUUAUUGAAAUUGGUAGCAUUAGUUUUACAUAUCCGUUAUGACUGGAUCUUUAAAUCCUUAUGUUGAAAAAGAGCUUAGGCGUUUAAAGCAUACUGUUUUCAGCAACUCUGAACGAGAAGUAAUAAAAAUUGAAGAUGACUUUUGUAACAUGGAAUAUCCCAUCGAAAAAGAAGUAAAACAGGAAAAAAGUAGUUCUGUAACUAAUGGUAGCUGCAACCGUGAAAUGUCGGAUGCAGCAGUUCAAACCGAAACGUUUGAUAUGGUGAAGAACAUAAAAAAUCUUAUUAAAUUGCGCAUGAGCCAAUACGAAGCUAAAGCAAUAAAAGAAACAGUUUCGGCUAAAGAACUUGUUCCAGUUUUGAACCAACUUCAAAAAGAAAACAAGGCACUUCAAACUCAGUUGAAUAAUCUUAGAUUAAAGAUAAAUGAAAACGAUAAAUUAAAGCGACCUGCAGAAGCGCCGUCCAAUUUAUACGGUAAAAAGGUAGCUACUGAACAAAUUAAUUUUAAUCAAUCACAAAAUCCUAAUGAGGUUCUACAAUCUAUACAAAACAACCGUCAACAGCAUCCCCCUGUUCAGUUGGUUGCACCAGUUAGACAAAUGCCUCCACCAAUGCACCUUCAACAAAUUAGACCUAAUGAACAAAUGAGUAAUUUUAUAAUUGUUGAAAGAGGAAAUUUUCCGAACAGUAUACCUAAUCCUAUUUUAAAAAAUAGUCAGGGAGUAAAUACCCAAGUUGUAGCUGUUAAUCAAGGACCGCGAAUGACGCCAAUAACGCCAGAUAACAGAGUACAUAGACUAAAUAGUAGCGCUCAAACAGGAGGAAACCUUGUUGCUGGAAAUAUCGAUGGAAGUCAUUUUCAACUAUUACAACCACCUUGGCAUCCACCACAGCAACAUUUAUGUGCACCUCUGAGAUACCCACCUUCUUACCUAAUUAGACAACCGCUUACAAUGCUACUACCACAUCUUAAAGCGAAUAUUUCUGCAAAUGGAAGCAGUAUUGUACUUACUUGGGAUUAUGAUUAUGAUGUAUGUGGUGACAACUAUGACAAAUACAAAGUUAAAAGCUAUAACUUAUACGCUUACCAAUCUAAGGAAACAUAUGUUUCAUUAAAACCAAACUCUGAAUGGAAAAAGAUAGGAGUUGUGGCAGCCUUAGCCCUUCCUAUGGCUUGUACUCUUUCUCAGAUAGCAAAAGGACAUGAUUAUCAUUUUGCAGUUGUUGCUGUAGAUGCACACGAUAGGGAAGGUCCAAUGAGCAAUCCAUGUUAUAUAAGAUUAAAUAUGAAUGAAUAAUGAGUUUUUGAUUUUAAAUAUCCUAAUGUUGCGUUGUUAACAUCUUUUUUCUUAUAUAUUAUUUUUAUGAAUCAUUAUAUCUUAUAAAAAAAAAUUGUGAAUAUUUAUUAA